Haplochromis burtoni (Burton's mouthbrooder) is the source of this 15833-nucleotide messenger RNA. It is a transcript of the gene tanc2b, whose product is annotated as tetratricopeptide repeat, ankyrin repeat and coiled-coil containing 2b. Gene Ontology annotation, molecular function: protein binding. Lineage: Eukaryota; Metazoa; Chordata; Actinopteri; Cichliformes; Cichlidae. Gene Ontology annotation, biological process: regulation of dendritic spine morphogenesis. The transcript is spliced from 30 exons. The record is from RefSeq and is a predicted model, not a curated record. The coding region runs from base 7405 to 13590 and encodes 2061 amino acids. Gene Ontology annotation, cellular component: dendritic spine.
AAAUCGGAUUUGAUCAAAAAAUCGGAAUUGAGCAUUAAGACCUGCAGUGUGAACCUAGCCCAAGGGCUAAAUGGACUUUUUGCAUUCAAAAAUGACUGGACUGAUUAAUCAGCUGCAGAUUUUUCUAUUUAUUUUGCUUUUGUUUAAUUCUGCUGCUCUCUGGCUAAACUCUGCAUGUCUUAAUUCUCUUUAAAUGUGAACAUUAACAUGCUGUGUAAGCACAGACUGUAGCUGGUGAAGCAGACAAUGAAUAUGUGAAUCAAUACGGUGCACAGCUGUUGCGAGAAGCUUUGACCUUUGGUUACAGAGAACAAAUAGUCUGAUGUCUACAAUCUGCUUGAGCUUCUCUGCAACAUGUCAUUUAAGUUUCUUCUUUCAGCAGUUGACAUUCUUAGGUGCCUUCAUGCAGUAUUGACUGCACAGUCUGUUCUAACUGUGAGAUGCCAUCUAAAAGUAGAUAUAUGCUCGUGCAUAAUUGGGUUUCUUUAUCAGUGCUUGAGUCAUCUUUCCUCAACUUUUCCUCUUCUUUCUAGAAAUCUCAUUAUCAUCUCUAUCAUCUGUUAGAGUACUCACUAUGGAACUGGUCUGCAAAGGUUACGUGACGUGAACGUUCUUCCUUAAACAACAAAGAAAACAGGAGAAGCUGCUCCUCCAGUGGCGUCUGUGACGAUACAACCAGUGUUGAUCAGGUGGGCGUUUAGCCGCCCCGAAGCUGCCCACCUCAUCAGGCACCUGUGGCCUCCUGACUGAUGCCAUGGUAACAAAGCUGCAGCAAAAUGAAAGUGUGCUGAAGGUCAAAGACAAUUCAGACUUGUAGAUGGACUGUUGAGAGGGCGCGGGGCGGUAAGAGACGAUGUGCCCGAAGUGUCAUUCGUGCCGCUCUCCUGUCUUGUGGAGUGUGGGAGGCACUUAUUGGCUCGUCAUUAUGGUUCAACAGAGCCUCUUGAUGCACAUAAAGCCCUCGUCACAGCCACCCAUACGCCUUCGCUGAGUGACCUCCUUUGCGUCCUUUAGGCUCAAGAAUGUUACACCCUGAAACCUCUUAUAUAGUGAGAGUCAUGUCAUGACAUCGGUUCAAUCUGAUCAAAUGUACGACAGAUGUACACAUGAAAUGUUCACGGCUGAAACAUGCAUUCAUUUUUGAGUCUAUCUCUGGUUAAACCCAAAAUCUAAAGCCAAAAUUUCAUUGUUGACCUUAGUUUUCUUCAUAAUGAACAUUCUCAUAUGUUGUGUUACAGUUUAAAUAGCAAAAUCGCACCAUGUUACGUGUGAUGUGGCGUGACAGAAACAAGCAUUGGUUACCUGAACGAUUGGUCUUUCUUGACACUUCACUGGGGAAAACUUCAAAAAGUGGAUGUUGGGUGAGCUUUCAAGGGUCAUAUCACUAUGUGGGAUAGAUAGCUGCUCAAAACAAGAGCAUAUAAAAGGUCACCUUUUCAUUUUCACACAGGACUCAUCUUUUAACUGUUAUUCUUUCUGUAUCAAAGUAAUUUUCUAUUGCAGCAAAUUCUACUUGGUUGUCUCCUGUGAGAGCCAGUCAUCAUGUCGGGCUGCGUGUGGACAGUGAACUGGCAUUUACAGAGCACUUUCCAGUCUUACAGAUCACUUAAAGUGCUUUAGAGUACAAGAGAGAUUUAUACACAUACAGUCCUUUUUUUCUGUACAUUUAAAGCACUUUAUCCAUCUCUCAUCCAUGGCCAGGUUUGAAUCACCAACAUUUCAAGCCUAAGAUGCAGGACAUCUGGACAGUGGGAGAAAACCCAUGCAGGCACCAGGAGCACGUCCUUCAUCACAGGAAGGAACUAGCCAGGCUUUGAUGGCUUUAAUUGGCUUUAAUUACUUAACUUUUUAUGUCCUCUUCCCUUGUAAUGAUAACUGUCACAAUGGAGGUGUCAUUGUUGCCACUUUUUUCAUUAUAUUGGAUUACAAUGCAUCAAAUUUGCUUGGAAAUCUGGUUAUCUGCUACCUAUGGAGCACAGAUAUUGUUAAUAAAAUCCAUUCUGUUCCUACUGUGACACAUCCAAACAUCUACAGUGAGAAAUCUGUUGGGGGUUUUUUGUCUUUCACCACAUACUCCUUUAGAAUAAGCUAUAAAGACAGUUAUUGCUAACUGCUGAAAUAAAACAAAACACACACACAAUACAGUGAAGUGGAUUCUGUGCUAUAACAGGCAAUACUCACUGUUGCCAAUGGUACUCAACUCCACAUUGUUCCCUUUGUAUCACCAUCGUCGCAAUAGUGAAGCACAUCCUCUUAUGGCUUUUUACUUUAGUACUCUCUGAUGUGUAAAAGAUGGCAUGAAUCAUGCAUCUGAUUGUCAAGCCACCAGUCUGGCUUCCACACUCAGCAGGUCUGGCUUGAUUGCCUUCAUGAAUCUAUAUUAAAGGCCUGAUGUGUGGCUGAAACCAGUAUGUUAUGUGGCGGACUGUCCUCCGCAGGGUCUUGAACUCCUCACGAUGACAUUGUCAGUUCCGACGGCCGUUCUCUGGCUAUUUUGAGUAAAAUCACAUGCUGUGCUGCAGUACAGUGACAUUUAAAUGGAGACAAGCACAAGAGACUGGCUGUGCCUCUCUCUCAUGUAGCUCUUUUGUAAGGGAAGCUGUAUAUUUCAGAUCAGUAGGGAGUGGGCAGCAUAAUGCGUGGGUCUAACCUCUCCUCCGUCUCUGAUCACAACGUCAAUAUCAGUAAAUGGAUGCGUGCAUUUCUCUUCCCUUUCCUCGGGCUUUUUUUUUCAUUUUCCUGCUAUCCCUGUAUGGCCUUUUCCUCUUUUUUUCCCCUUUGUAGACGUACACAGUAGAAACCUGUUUAACCAAGAAAAAAACUAAAUAAUGAUGGUAUAUUGUAAUAUUAGAGCAGGUGGCCCGUCUUUCCAUUGGUGACAUUAUUCUGAAUCUGGAUCAGUGUCGUUUCUCUUACCUCAUGUGUUCAUGUUCAUAGCUUGUUUAAGGGGACAUAUAAGUGGCUGUGGAGUAACUGACAUUUAGCAGCUGGUAUCCUUACUAAAAAAGUCAAACAAGGAGUUGUGUCAGACGCUUUAUGUUCAGGGAAACCAACAGGGAUGCAAAUGUGGCAAGAUCAUUUAUGCACCAUAUAUUAGCUAUGUUUGGAUUAAUAGCUUAAUUUACUUGAGUAUGUUAAAGGAGUAAGAAGAACAAUUUUGAGGGAAUCAUGAGCAUAAAAGUAAAAAAUCUAUAUUGGGCAAAUAAUAUGGUGCCACUGAAAUGCAUGUAGUUAAUGUCUUUGACUGGAUAAUUUAGGACAGCAACUGCCAUAACUGUAAUAACUAUUUUUUUAAAUCAGUUAGUCUAACAAUGCACAGUUUUCUUUUUUUUUUUAAAUCAUUAUUUUAAAUUGUCUAAUCAACAGAAUUGCAACCACAAUUUGUAUUAUAACAUUGAAAUGUAUUGUUUUUCAAUUAAUGUUACUGUUGUGCAAGAAACAAGGAAUACAAAGGAAUAAAAGGCAGCUGACACUUCUGAUUCAAAAAUGAAUGAGGAAAAUAAAUAAAAGCUUGAAAGCACUCUAAAAGCACUUGUAUCCCUGCCUCUGCUGGGCUAUGCAUGGGGAGCCCCAGUAGCAUAAUGGUGAGGGCAUAUAACAGAAAUCCAAAACAUCCUUAGUUCACUCAUGAACUGCAUUUUUUUCCCUUUUUCUCCCCUCCUGCUAUCAGAAAAUGAAAUAAUCAUCAAACAAGGCUUACCACAUAACAUUUUAUGUAGUGUAUAUAUAUUAUUUUUGUUUCUCUCAGUUCCAGUGGUGGAUGCUCAUAAUAAGGAUUGGUUAAAAAUGAAUUAGUUAGCAUAGCAUAUGUGCAGAUAAUCCUACUGAGCCAAAAGCUCAGGUGUCCGAUUGCUCUAAAUGCCCUGUUUCUAAUAGUUUCUCCUGUUCUGUUGAUGUUGAUGAAGGUGGGUAUUCCUAAUAUGGUCAUCUCAGGCACACAGCUGUGCAUGUUGCAGCCCCUCCCACCUGCAGUGCAAACCUUUUCUCUGUGAGGGGCAGCCAAUUAGAAGAAAAUUGUAUGAAAGAGAAGAAGGGAAGGGGCCCAGUAUAAAAGAUGGCUUAUGGCUUAUGCACAGAUGCUCUAGUAGAGGCAAAGAAAAAAAUGUAUAGAGACAGAGCUUAGCAUAAUGGAGCCUCUUUGUCUCUCUAAGCUUAUCAAUUUUGUUUGCUUGCUAACUCAAAUUCCUGCCUAUAUUUCAGUUUAAUUCAGUUUUAUUUACACAGCACUUAUUCCCAAUAAAUCCCCUGAAGAUGCUUUAUAUUGAAAGAGAAAGACAAUGUAAUACGCUUUGCAAUGGUAGGAAGGAAGAACGCCCCAUUACCAGGAAGUAGUCAUCUGCUGUGACCAGUUAGAGUUUUAGGCUUUAUUAUUUUUGCAGCAGUCAGUAAAUCCCAUGAAAUCCAUUCCUGCCUUGUAUGUUUAGUCUGCAUUUGUGUUAAAUCUAUUUUACUGACAAAAGCCAUGACAGCUUAUUGAUUAUAUUUACUGGAUAUCUUUAAAAUCUAGUAACAAGUUUCCAGAAUAUUCAGUGGAACAAAAAAGGGAAUUUAAACAUAACCUAAUCAGCAGAGAAAAUAGCAUUUGUGUCUAUAUAUACACUCAAAUUCAUGAAACAGUACAGAAAAAAGAGCAGGCUGGAGUGAAUACUAUUAUCUAGAAGCUCCUGCUAUGCCUCAAUACACAAGAAAAUGUUAAGAAUUUUCACAAAGGCAUCUCUCAGCUGUACCUCCCUGAUGGGUAUUGAGCGCUCUGCUGUAUUGUAUCUCUGUAAUACUGGAGCUUUUAAGACAUCACCUAUAUCCAUACUGCGCCUGUCUACAAAGGAAGUGCAUGUAGUCUAGAAAAAGAAUCUUUUGUGCGACUAAAAUAAUAGAAAUCGAAGAAGCAAUUUGAGAACCGAUGUAUCACAUAUGGAUUUGGGAGAAAACACAUGUACUAGAUAGUGGAGCAUAAGCCUCCCACCUUUCAGUUUUCUCUUGUUGCUUUUGUAAGAUGCCACUGAAAGGAAUUUUAAAAAUGGAUACCCAUCCUGUUUUUCCACCUUCACUAGCUGUGUAACUAAAAAUGUGAGAAAAGUAUUUCACAUUUGUGAAAAACCUUAAAUAAUUGAAUUAUUUUGUGUAGGCAUGUUUUUCUGCCACCCAUGAUAGAAAAGAUGCUUACAAAAGAUAAUCAGAACUUUAUUCUAUUUAAAUCCCAUUUCCAUGUGAACAAGAUCAAAUAAUGUGAUUACCAAAAUGUUAUAUUAAUAUUAACACUAAAAAUUGACUGACGCUGCAGCUCCUUCCCCUUCAGCUCAUUUUUUUAACACCUUCAGAUUUACUGUUGUCAGUUCUCACAGCUUUCAUAGUAUUGUUUCCAGCUGUUUUCACUCCGCAAAAAUCAGUGUUAAACCCAUAGACUGUAUAUUAAAGAUGGACGCAGCUCCAUGAUGUCACUUACUGCUUUUUGUGCUGUGGUUUUGAAGCCUUGGGUUUCAUUACUAGGGUCUUAGCCUCUUUUGAGUAUUUAAUUAAAAAGUGAUGGUGAUGGAUGAAAGCAUAAACCCCUGGGGUUGUCAGCUAAUGCUAACAGUAGCUUGCUAGCUUUGCCUGCUAGGUGCAUUAGUUAGGGGGGGGAUAAACAGGCUUAAAAACCGAAUUGGGUAAUUUUUUAAUUUACUUUUAAUGUAUUAAUAAUUUAAAUACAUUUUUUAUUAUUUAACUAUUAAAUUCAAUAUCAAAUUAUAAUCACAUUUUCUGCAGGAAAUUAAUUUUUUCAGUUAUCUGCAUUAUGAGUAGACACAGAAAAGCCAGACCUGCCUUUUCAUGUGCUUGACCUCUUCAUGUGAGAGACGGACAGAAUUGGCACAAAAAUCUAUCUAUGAUGCUAACACAUAGCUGGCAGCAAUUCAUCCCCAGACCCUGAGAGUGGAUACCUCAGUACCAGCUGAGGUUUGGGUUGGGGUUAGAGCUUACUCCAGCUGUCAUAUGGCAAGAAGGGGGAAAAGUCCUGGAAAAGUCACCAGCAUCUCAGGGCUAAUACAAAUACACAAGGGUUCACACCUAAGGCCACUUUAGAAUCACAAAUGAAUGAAUUUCUCUUUUGCUAACCACUGCACCGCCAUGCUAUGGUUAGGAUGUUCCUGUAAAGUCUUGUGUUGACUGCUUUUCAUCAACUUUGAUGAACAUGUGGAAAUCUGCAGGCAUGUGAAAAGUUCAGCAUCAUGCUUUUAACUCAUUAUUGGGAAGCAAAGAAGUAAUGCAACGAGUAGUGUAACAAAUUACUUUCUCCGGAGAGUAUUUUGUAAUACAUUACUUAAAUGGACCGUAUCUGUCACUCAAAGCAGCUACACCCCAAAAAUGAUGUUUUAUAGUAAAAUGUACCUCCUGUAGUUGUCACAAAGGGUGAAAAUGGCUACAGACACCAUACAGUUUAACAUUGGAAGCUAUGAGGGUUGUUUGGAGUUUGCCUCAAGUGGUCAUUUGGGGAACUGCAGUUUUGACACUAAUGUAUCAGCAUCAGUUUUCAGUUUUAAAGGUUGCUGCUUGGUUGCGGCUAGUGUACGCCAACUGGUUAUCACCUACACAAAGACAGGCGACUUAGUAAUCAAUAUUCUGGUGCAGUCGUGGCAGAUAGAAUCAGAUAAUUCUCAGACUUAAUGGACCCACAAAAGGCAGCUUGUGUGUUCUGCCUCUUAUUAGACAAAAAUAAUAGUUCAAGUAGGCAUACAGUUAGUACCCUUUAAAGUGAAUCUGAUAAUAAUUAAUGACUGAGCUGAAUAGAAAAGGUUAGGUUUGAAAAUGACUGGUUUUUUAAGAGUUAAGUCAUUUUACCGCGGCUGAAUAAGAGAGAGAAGGAGGAUGGGGGAGAGUUAUCGCUGCCAGAAAGCGAGAAGAGGAGGAGCAGGAGGAAGAGGAGGAGGAGGAGAGGAGAGCAUGAGAGUGAGAGAGAGUUGCCUGUCUGCUUGUGUUUGUGGGUAUGCGAAUGUGUGAGCGUGUGCAUGCGCGCCUCAGUGAGUGUAUGCGUGCUGACACCUGGCGCUCGCAUCACAUUGUGGAGAGCUCUCUGCCUGUCUGGGCUGUUCUUUACCUCUCUCUCGCUCCCUCUUUUCCCUUUUAUUCCCUCCCUCUAUCUUUUGUCCUCUUCUCUUUGCCUUCUUUCUUUCCUGUAUUUUUUUUCACCUCACUGUGCCUUUAUUAUCUCCUCUCUCUCUCUUUUUUUGUUUAAGCUCUCUCUUACUAUGGUGCAGGAUUUUUAUUGCCUAGGCAGACGGGGGAACAACUGACAAAGAUGGUGGGAGCGAGGACUUGGCAGACCCCCGCUCGCCCAGUCUAGACCCUCACCUGAGCCACAUCGGCCAAGGUGGCAGCAUAGACAGCGACUGUGCCUUUGAAGGAGACUACAACGUGCCCCCUCUUUCAAUGACUGAGGGCAUGCAGCAUAUUCGCAUAAUGGAGGGCGUGUCACGCUCUCUGCCCUCCUCCCCGCUGCUCACCCAUCAGACCAUCAGUGUCAGGCUGCAGCCAAUGAAGAAGCUCACAGCCCCUCUGCGGAAAGCAAAGUUUGUGGAGAGCCCUCGCAUUCCACAAUCAGAGCUUGGCUCCCCUACACACACCUCCACCACUGCCAAGAAUCCAGACCUGGACACAUACUGCCCUGGGGAGUCAAGCCAGGAGCUGGGGCCCCCUCCGUCCGUGGAUGAGGCAGCCAACACAUUGAUGACGCGCCUGGGUUUCCUUCUCGGAGACAAACUGAGCGAGGGGCCAGCCGGUACCCAGUACAGCAUGGAGGAACCCGAGGCGAGACAGGGCCAGAACCAGAGGAUCAGCCCGUGUUCCACCCUGACCAGCAGCACUGCCUCCCCACCUGCAGGCAGCCCCUGCUCAACCCUCCCCCCUGCCAUGCCGGGCCAGGCUGGCAACAGGGACUGCGCCUACGGUUCUGUCACUAGUCCCACCUCGACACUGGAGAGCAGGGACAGCGGGAUUAUCGCAACUCUGACCAGCUAUUCGGAGAACAUGGAGCGAGGCAGCAAAUACGGCGAAGGCUCGCGGGGAAACCUGAAACUGUGGCAGUCUCAGAAAUCAGGCAUGGACUCGUUCCUAUACAGGGUGGAUGAAAACAUGACCGCCUCCACCUACAGCCUCAACAAAAUCCCUGAGCGAAACCUGGAGAGCAUGUCCUCCCAUUCUGCCCACUCCAUCCCUCUGUACCUCAUGCCCCGCCCUAAUUCUGUGGCUGCUACCAGUUCGGCCCACCUGGAGGAUCUAGCAUACCUGGAUGAGCAGAGGCACACUCCAUUACGCACCUCGCUGCGCAUGCCCAGACAGAGCACCACCUGCGGGCCGGGUCGCUCCGGGCAGGAUCUGAGAGCUUCUGCAAAUAGCACCCAUGCCUGGCAAUCGCAGUCACUGCGUUUUGCUCCCUAUCGGCCUCAAGACAUCGCCCUCAAACCUCUGCUGUUUGAGGUGCCCAGCAUCACCAUGGACUCGGUCUUCACCGGCCGCGAAUGGCUCUUCCAAGAGAUCGACGCCCACCUCAACAACCCCAACGUCAGCACCAACCAGGGCGUGGUGAUAGUAGGCAACAUCGGCUUCGGCAAGACGGCGAUUAUCUCUCGCUUGGUGGCGCUCAGCUGCCACGGCACCCGCAUGAGACAGAUUGCUUCAGACAGCCCCCAGGCCUCACCCAAACAUGGAGAGGGGCUUCCUCUUACCCAACCCCAGCCUACGCAUGGCACCCUUGGAGGAGGCAGCUGUCCCGGGACCCCAGAGAUGAGGCGACGUCAGGAGGAAGCCAUGAGGAGGCUGGCAUCUCAGGUGGUGGCGUACCACUACUGCCAGGCAGAUAACGCCUACACCUGCCUGGUGCCAGAAUUUGUGCACAAUGUUGCGGCUCUCCUGUGCCGCUCACCGCACCUAGUCGCCUAUAGGGAGCAGCUGCUGAGGGAGCCACACCUGCAGAGCAUCUUGAGUCUGCGGUCCUGCGUCCAGGACCCCCUGGCCUCCUUUAGGAGAGGGGUCCUGGAGCCUUUGGAUGCACUUUACAAAGAGAGGAAGAUUAACUCUGAGGAGGAUCUCAUUAUCCUCAUUGACGGCCUCAACGAGGCUGAGUUCCACAAACCAGACUAUGGAGACACCAUUGUCUCCUUCCUCACCAAAACCAUCAAUAAGUUCCCUCCCUGGCUCAAACUGGUGGUCACAGUCAGGACCACGCUACAGGAGAUCACCAACGCGCUGCCUUUUCACCGAAUCUCUCUGGACAGCCUGGAGGAGAAUGAUGCCAUAGACCAGGACCUGCAGGGCUACAUCCUGCACCGCAUCCACAGCAGCCCGGAGAUCCAGAACAACAUCUCGCUCAAUGGCAAGAUGGACAACACCACCUUCGGCAAGCUCAGCACCCACCUCAAGGCCCUGAGCCAGGGAUCCUACCUGUACCUCAAACUCACCUUUGACCUCAUUGAGAAGGGCUACCUUGUCCUCAAAAGCUCCAGCUAUAAGGUGGUUCCAGUCAACCUGGCUGAGGUAUACCUGCUGCAGUGCAACAUGCGCUUCCCCACACAGUCAUCGUUUGAACGGGCGCUUCCCCUGCUCAACGUGGCUGUGGCCUCGCUCCACCCGCUGAAUGAUGAGCAGAUAUAUCAGGCCAUUAACGCUGGUUCGCUGCAGGGCACCCUGGACUGGGAGGAUUUCCAGCAGCGUGUAGAUAACUUGUCGGUCUUCCUUGUGAAGAGGAGGGAUGGCACCAGGAUGUUUGUUCACCCCUCCUUCAGAGAGUGGCUGAUCUGGAGAGAAGAAGGGGAAAAAACAAAAUUCCUGUGCGACCCUAGGAGUGGGCACACCCUUCUGGCCUUCUGGUUCUCUCGGCUGGAGAACAAGCUGAACAGGCAGCAGACGAUUGAGCUGGGCCAUCACAUCCUCAAAGCACAUAUCUUCAAGGGUCUCAGCAAGAAAGUCGGAGUUUCCUCAUCCAUCUUGCAAGGCCUGUGGGUAUCCUACAGCACAGAGGGUCUCUCAGCUGCUCUUUCUUCACUCCGAAACCUCUACACUCCAAACAUCAAGGUGAGCCGGCUGCUGAUGUUGGGCGGCGCCAAUGUGAACUACCGUACAGAGGUGCUGAACAACGCCCCCAUCCUCUGUGUCCACUCCCAUUUGGGCUACAUGGACAUGGUGGCUUUGCUGCUUGAGUUUGGCGCUUCUGUUGACGCACAGUCUGAAAGCGGCCUCACGCCGCUGGGCUACGCUGCUGCUGGCGGGCAUAUGACAAUUGUGACUGCACUCUGCCGCAGGAGAGCGAAGGUGGACCACUUGGAUAAGAAUGGUCAGUGCGCGCUGGUUCACGCAGCCCUCAGGGGCCACAUGGAGGUCGUGAAAUAUCUUAUCCAGUGUGACUGGAGUAUGGGGUCGCAACAGCAGUCACCGCAGACUCAACAACAGUCGACCUUCACCAAGAGUCACGCAGUCCAGCAGGCUCUUAUCGCUGCAGCCAGUAUGGGAUACACAGAGAUCGUGUCUUACCUGCUGGACCUGCCAGAGAAAGAUGAAGAGGAGGUGGAGCGGGCUCAGAUCAAUAACUUUGACACCCUGUGGGGAGAGACAGCUCUAACUGCAGCCUCUGGUCGUGGGAAGCUGGAGGUUUGCCGUCUGUUACUGGAGCAGGGUGCAGCUGUGGCUCAGCCCAACAGGCGAGGCAUCGUCCCACUGUUCAGCGCCGUCCGGCAGGGACACUGGCAGAUAGUGGACCUUUUACUUACACAUGGAGCAGAUGUGAACCUGGCUGACAAGCAGGGUCGUACACCUCUGAUGAUGGCUGCCUCAGAAGGACACCUGGGAACUGUUGAGUUUUUACUAGUUCAAGGAGCCUCCCUGUCAUUGAUGGAUAAGGAGGGUCUAACUGCUCUGAGCUGGGCGUGUCUGAAAGGCCAUUUACCUGUUGUCCGCUGCCUGGUGGAGAGCGGAGCCGCCACUGACCACGCGGACAAGAACGGACGCACGCCCCUCGACCUGGCUGCCUUCUACGGCGACUCUGAAGUGGUCCAGUUCUUGGUGGACCAUGGGGCCAUGAUAGAGCACGUAGACUACAGCGGGAUGCGUCCUCUGGACAGAGCAGUGGGCUGCAGAAACACGUCCGUGGUAGUCGCCCUGCUAAAGAAAGGAGCCAAGAUAGGAUGUCAGACGCUGCCCAGUCGGCCCCGAGGUCCAGCCACGUGGGCUAUGGCCACCUCCAAACCCGACAUCAUGAUCAUCUUACUCAGCAAACUCAUCGAGGAAGGAGACAGUUUCUACAAGAAGGGGAAGGUGAAGGAGGCUGCACAGCGUUAUCAGUACGCUCUCAAAAAGUUUCCACGCGAAGGCUUCAGCGAGGACCUUAAGACAUUCAGGGAACUCAAAGUAUCGCUCUUCCUCAACCUGUCCCGAUGUCGAAGGAAAAUGAACGACUUUGGGAUGGCUGAGGAAUUUGCUACUAAAGCGCUCGAACUGAAACCAAAAUCUUAUGAGGCAUACUACGCCAGGGCACGCGCCAAGCGUAGCAGCAGACAAUUUCCUGAAGCCUUAGAGGACCUGAAUGAAGCCAUAAAGCAGUGCCCCAAUAACAGAGAAAUCCAGCGGCUGCUCCAGAGGGUGGAAGAGGAAUGCCACCAACUUAACCAGGAGGAGCACCAGCAGCAGGACCUGGAGCUGGAGCCUCCUCCCUCACCCCCUCCUACACCUCCCCCAGAAGAGGAGGAGUCCCUGUCUCUGUCCAUGCCUCUCCCCCCUCCACCAGAGCCCCGUCUGGAAGACAUGGAGCCCGUACAGGACUUGUUUGAGGAUGAGGACUACCUGGAGCAGGAGCUGGAAGCCAUGUCGAUGGGUCUGCCCCCACCCGAGUCCCUCUCAAAUCCCUCCAGCCUUCCUAUAAUUCAGAGUCCACCCCUCUCCCCCACACAUCCAGAUCAGAUUUACUUGGCUGGAGGCUCACCCAUGGGCCAGCCCUAUGAAUACCACCCCACCUCUUCCUCCAUGUCCUCCCCAACUCGGGGCUCCUACCAGCCCACGUCACCCUCCCUCUCUCCAACACAUCAGAACUCCCAUUACAGACACAGUCCCCCUCACACCUCCCCAGUACACCAGCCAUCCUACCGCUUCAGCCCACCUCCUAUGGGUACCGGGGGUCAGGGGAUGGAUCACCAGAGCCCACCACCUUCCCCUUUACGUCGGGCUGCUCAGUAUAGAGCCAGUCCACCGUUAGAAAGUGUUUGUCUGUACAGGUCUCAGUCUGGGUCACCUGUGCGCUAUCAGACAGAGCAGCUUCCUGGAAGACCCAAAUCUCCCCUCUCCAAGAUGAGCAGCCAACGUUCUUUCCAGCUGAGUUCGCAGCCCUCUUUAUCCUCACAACACCACCAAGCCCAAGGCCUCCGUCUGCAGCCUUCCAUAGCCCAAAUAGUCCGCACAAACCAGCCCAGCAACGUAAUGGGAAAUAGUAGUUAUGGUGGCCAGAUGGGCCACUCCAUGGGUGGUCGCUAUCAAGGGGGUUCGGUGGAUGUAGAGAGCCGCUUGGUGUACCAACCCUCACUGGAUGGACGGUCAAUGUCCCAAGUCCAGGCCAGCCUCAGUUCUGGGGCCCUCUGUCAGCACGGCGGCCGAGGAGGGGUUAUGGAGUCGAGCCUGUUGAAGGAUGAGCUACCCCAGCGCCCCUCCUCUGCCUACCGCGCCAGCAGUGGGGGCCCGGGGGGCAUCCGUUACAGCCAGACACCUCAGAUAAGCCGCAGCCAGUCAGCCGCCUACUACCCAGUCUCUGAACACGUUCUUGAGCGUGCCAAUGCUAUGCCCCCCUGCCAGCUGGGCUCUCCCGAGAUCCCCCAUAUGGUUAGACGCCCUGUGAGUGCCAAUACUACUGAAAUGAAGCAGCAUGUGCCCACCCCUAGGCCUCUCAUCCAUUCUCAGAGUGUAGGCCUUCGAUUCUCACCUUCCAGCAACAACAUCUCAACUGGAUCCACCUCGAAUUUAGCCCCGGGUUUCAGGCCUUCCUCUUCCAUUCAGCAGAUGGAGAUUCCCUUACAAGCCACAUACGAGCGCACCUGUGAUGACAUCUCUCCCAUCUCUCCCUCCCAGGGUGGUGGGGGGUUGUAUCAGGGAGAGACCACUCGCUCCCGCAAUACGCCUUUUAUGGGGAUCAUAGACAAGACGGCUCGGACUCAGCAGUACCUGCAUCAGCCCUCACGGUCCAGGGCAAUGACAUCUAUGGACUCUGCCAUCAGCCCCACCUCCCCCGGUCAGCUGGUCCAGCAAGGUUCCACCUACAGUCCCCCCGCCUCACUGGGUAAUAUCGCCUACUACAACAAGACCAACAACGCCCAAAACGGACAUCUGUUAGAAGAGGAUUACUACUCCCAGACUCAGCCCCCCUCUCUGGGAAAGCUGGCCAAUGGCUCCCGUGGCAGUGGGGACAUCCUGGAACGGGUCAGCCAGGUGCCCACCUACCCAGACGUGAAGGUGGCGAGGACUCUGCCCGUGGCACAGGCCUACCAGGACAACAUGUACCGACAGCUCUCGCGUGACUCCCGGACCCAAGGCCCCACCUCCCCCAUCAAACCAAAGAGACCAUUUGUGGAGUCGAAUGUGUGAUGGCCUGUCUGUGAUUGGAUGGUUGGACUGGGCUUGUUAGUGGAACUGAGAGAGUAAAAAAUAUUUAGCUCGACAGAAGAUGUGAUGGGGUGUGUGUGUGUCAUGGACGAACUCAUCUCAACGAACUCACUAGAGAAAGAAAACCACAAAGCCAACAAACACACUUUAGGGUAUUAGACAUUAUCUUAUAUGAAAAACAUAACGAUGAGAAGUGAUUCUUUCAAUAUCAUAAUCUGCAAACAGGUAGGAUAACAGGAGGAUCGCAAGUUCUAAUCUAAAUCAGAGACCAGAUCACUUCCGACACGUGGCACAUUGUCCCCACGUGUGACCACAUCAGGUGGGACUCCAAGAGUGAAAGUACUACCCAUCGGACUCUACUUGUGGACUCUGUAUCCAUCUUCUGUUCUUUCAAAGUGUGCUCUUAACCAAGGUUGCUAGUAGGCUCUAUUCUAUGUAAUACAAUAUUAUAUGUUCAAUACUGUACAUUGCUCAGAAAAUACAAAUGGCUCAACAACUCAGUACUUAGAGAAAAAUGACAAUAUUUAUAAUUAAGUUAUAUAUUGUACAUAAAAAGAAAACAAAACAUAGUUUGCAUUUUGAAUUUUAUUCUGUUAACCCUGCCUCUGUGUCACACUGCAAGUCAUACGGAUGUGGAAAACCGACCGGUGGACAAGGGACACAGACAAACUUUGACUGAUGAAGUUACCUCUGUUGUGUCAAAAUAAAAAGAAUUUUGCUAUAAUAUAAUGCAAGCGAAUGUGUCAACCUGCAGAUUAUUUUUUGAUAGAUUAGUUAGAAAAUGAUAAAGUUAUCAUUCCCACUUCCCCAGCAACAUCUUCACAACAUAUUUUGCUCUAUCGGCAAACCAAAAGAGUUUAAGGAGAAAGCAGAAGAGCAACAAAUCUUCACCGUCUUUUAAAUUAUAUCAGUCGAUAAUCACAGUAAUUAAAUAUGUAUUGUCUGUCAGGCAAUAAUAGCAAAUUAUUUUGGCUGCAACUUGUCUUUCACUCAGUUGGGUGCUUUUAUCAAAUGGCAGAAAAAUCAAAAUCAAAGUUUGCCUCUGUCCCUCCUCCGUGUGAGCGAUGGUGGAAAGUACUCAGCGACUAAAAGCAAGCAAAUGCAUACACAACCACUGUUACCAACCUUUCCCUUUCUUCUGCAUUGUUUUUAUGAUUUCUUUUAAAUCAUAAUGCAUUUUUAUUCAGCCACUUCUGCACUAAAAUGCCUGACAAGGUCUUAACUAAUGGUGCACUUUAUGUAUUUUACUUACUUUGUUGUUACGAUUGUUACAUUAGGAGUAAGUGAAAGUGGGCGUGUGAUCCGUCAGAUCGCUGAUCAGUGCUAACCAGACUACGACAGACACUUAUUAUGUGAAUUGCAAUGCAGUGGUGAGUGACAAUGUUCAGAAUCUGGGAUGAUAUAUAAACUUUCUAGCACAAGAGGUAUGUAUUGGCUCAGAUAUUUCACUCUGUCCAGUUCAGGUUUGUUAGAUAGUUUGUCUGUUUAGAGAGGCAAAUCAUACUUAAGUAACUCCACCUCAUAAAAAUAUAUUCCUCUAACUCUAAAUCACUGGUUUUGACACUAUGUCCACUGGCACACGUCUUCUAAAUAAAUCGAACCUACUGCAACAACAAAAGCCUGAGAUUUCAGUAUCCAGGAGCUCUGUAAUUUGGAGUUUGAGUCAUAGAGAUGAUGAAUAAUGAAAAUAUUGAAGUAAUUUAUAUAUGUGGGAAUGAUUAUAGACUAUUUGUCUGUAACAUUUUAUUUUGGAUGUCUGAUAAAGAAUAAAUGGAGACAGUUGUCCUCAGUUUCACCUGCUACUGGAGAGAAGCCCUACUUAACUUUACAGAAAUGAAGGUAUAAACUGUAUUAUACUUAAUUUAAACAGGACUUUUUAAGUUGAGGUUAUUUGAGGGUGUAUGGUUUCAAGCUAUCUGUGUAUAUUAGUUCGCUGUAAAUAGUCUGAUGCAUGUUCUAUUCUUUCCAUGACCUCAAGCAGAAACAUGUAUAGCAGUGUCUCUGGUGUGUGUGUGUGGUACAACGUUUGGAUUAAGAUGAGGAGACUGCUAUCCCCCGAACUUAUCCUUGUCAUUUUCCCUCAACCACGCCAGACAAAAAAGUUCUUUUUAUUUUAUUUUAACAUAUUUGCUUGCUGAGCAGAGUUCUCUUGUCUGUAAAUGUGAGCUUUCAGAUCGCUGUGAAGUUUAAUUAAAAACAAUAAAAAAGAAUGUGUUUUUAUCUCA